AUGCUUGAACUAACUUGGUACGUCUACUCCCCGACAGAUGGCGAGCUGCGUUUUGAACCGGAGCCCUACAGCAAGAAGUUGGAAUUAAAUUCUUCUGGGAAAAUACAUUGUAAAGUCGCUGGUGGUGUUGCUCCAACAGUGCAAUGGUUUUUGAACGACGAGGAACCGCUACCAGAGGGCGUGACAUCUGCAAAUGGCACCCUGAUGGUAGCUGAUGCGGAGAGGCGUCACUCUGGACAGUACACCUGCAAGGCCGUCGAUGGAGAACGUUCCAUCACUGCUAAGAUCAGUCUUGAUGUUGUUGUGACCCCUCGGAUCCUGGAGCCGAGCCCCGACCAGCAGAUGCACGUCACGGUGGGUCAGACGGCCGUGCUGAACUGCGUGGCCACCGGGGACCCGCCCCCCACCACACACUGGGACAGAAACCUCGCCAUAUUGGGGAAACAACUAGAUGGUGGCGUGGAGGUUGAAGAUGGCGUCAACGCUACGUUAGCAAGACUCGUGUUAAUGAAGAAUGGAUCCUUGAUAAUCCGGAACGUAUCGUCUCCGGACGCGGACCGGUACGGCUGCACGGCCGGCAGCGCAGCCGGAUUGGCGAGGAAUGAACUACAACUUGUUGUACAUCAAGAAGGGGAAAUGCCCCCCCAAGAGUCAAGUGGAGUAGCAGGGAAGGCGGUUGUAGUGUCUAUAUCAGUGGCUGGCGCAUACAUGGUGCUUGUGCUCGCGCUAAUGGUCUACUGCCGGAGACGGAGGCUCAGGAGACGGCAGAGGGGAGAAAAAAUGGAGUUAGAGAUGACAGAGGGAAGGGAGAAGUUGGUAGAAGAUGGUGAAGAAGAGAAACAGAAGGUCAACGGCGCCGCCUUACAGAACGGCAGACUGUUGGCUCAUGACAAGGAUAGCGGUGCAGAUAACUCGGAAGUGUCUGGCGUGUCGCGCGCCUCGAAGAAGUCUGGCCAGUUCGAGCAUCUGUCGGUGCCGCGCACUCUGCUCACUGAACAGAUCACAUUGGGUCGUGGUGAGUUCGGGGAAGUGAUGCUGGCUAAGAUAGACAUGUUCCAACUCAACAAACUGCGCAAUAAAGAGAGCCUGGAGUCUGAGGGCGAGCCCAAACUCCGGCCCGUACUGGUCAAGGCACUCACUGCUAAGGAUGAGGUACAUUUAGCUGAAUUCCGUCGCCAACUGGAGUUGUUCUCCCGGGUGAGGCACGAGAACAUUGUGCGACUGCUGGGACUCUGCAACGAGGCAGACCCUCACUAUAUGCUGCUAGAACAUACAGACUGGGGAGAGCUAAAGAAGUUCCUGAUAGCGACGCGGUCCCCGGAGGAGAACGCGGAGUACGUGUCCCGCGUGGGGGCUGCGCACGCGCCCCCCGCGCCGUCCCGCGCCUGUCCCCCGCUGGGGGCGCAGCACCGCGCGCUGCUGGCCGCCGCGCUGGCCGCCGCACUCGCCAAGUGCGCCGCGCACAGGUUCACGCACCGCGACAUAGCUGCCAGAAACUGCCUGAUAACAUCGAAAUUACAGCUGAAGCUAUCAUACCCAGCUCUGACGCGGGGACCUGACUCACACGAGUACUUCAAACUGCAUGAACAGGUGAUCCCGUUGCGCUGGUUGCCCCCAGAGGCGGUGCUAGAGAGCGACUACUCCACAAAAUCCGACGUCUACAUGUUCGCGGCGACCGUUUGGGAGAUUUAUACCAAAGGAGAGUUGCCAUUCGCAAAGUUGAACGACAACUCGGUGUUGGAGCGUGUGAAGGCAGGCACUCUCGAGUGGACGAUCCCGAAUUCUAUGCCCGAGCCGUUAGCCGUACUACUUAAACGUUGCUGGAGCAAAUCCCCAUCAGAUCGGCCCCAGUUCACGGAGAUAUAUGAAGAAAUCACCACCAUACUCCAAGAUAUCACUUCGGAAACCACAUCACAGAAAUCACAAGAUAAGGCUGAAGAAUAG
Molecule: messenger RNA, 1944 nt
Organism: Spodoptera exigua (beet armyworm)
Lineage: Eukaryota; Metazoa; Arthropoda; Insecta; Lepidoptera; Noctuidae
Source: the annotation of a GenBank genome assembly